AUGGCCGCAGCAGGGUCCCAGCAGCUCCAGUUCGCCGAGGGCGCUGCUUUCCCCGCCUUCCCGGCCGCGCACCCCGGAGGGCCGCUGCUCCCGGCCGCGCGCCCCGCCGCCGGGCUGCCCUCUGCGCCCCCGGACCCCCGCGCCCCAGCGGCCACGCCGUGCUUUCCAAGCCCAAGUCCUGGACCCGCAGCUCAGACCCCAGCUGGCCUGGAUCCGCCCGGGCCCCCUAAAGGCGCGGCCGCCCCGUCGGCGCCGCAGCGCCGCAAGCGCACGUCGUUCAGCUCGGAGCAGCUGCAGCUGCUGGAGCUCGUCUUCCGCCAGACCAUGUACCCCGACAUCCACUUGCGGGAGCGCCUGGCAGCGCUCACGCUGCUCCCCGAGUCCAGGAUCCAGGUGUGGUUCCAGAACAGAAGGGCCAAAUCCAGGCGCCAGAGUGGGAAGUCAUUUCAGCCCUUAUCAAGGCGGGAAGUUUUCCUCCAUCGCUCUGCUCCUGGGACUGAAGCGAGAUGUUUGAAGCCCGACCUGCCUCUGGAGGCAGGUGUGAACUGCCCUCCUGAUCCCAGCAGGGCUGGCGGAGGCAUCUGUGCAUCUGGUCCUCAAGGUCAGAAUUUUGAAACCUAUUCACCUCUCUCCGAAGAUGCCGGCUCAAAGUUGGACUCAUGGGAGGAGUACAUCUUUUCUGCCCUAGGUAGUUUUUGAGGAUUCUGGGAGCGUUCAGGAUGCAGAGGGGUCCGGGAGAUGCGAACCAGAACACUGCCCUGACUCCUGACUGUCCGUGGCCUUGUUGUGGGAUGGUGGUCCUGGAGCAUGUCUCACAUGAAGGUUUCUCCUCUUCGCCACUGAGCCUUUACCUGAGGCAUUUUCUGUAGCUGUCCAUCCUUCCACCCAGGAGUUCCUGGGAGUCUCCGAGUCUGCACAUUCCAUCUGGUCCAUACCCCUUGGACUAUUCUUAUUUUUCAGACUGAUUGUUGAGAAUUUGUUUUCUUCCUAAGAAACCUUCAGCUUGACUCAGUUUCCCCCUUUUCUUGGCAGCUGCUGUCUUCUCAUGGUGCCUCCAGGACCUACAAUCUAGUCACUUGCUGUAACCCACAUCCUCAACUCUAACCUUAUCACCAAGAU
This is a messenger RNA of Peromyscus leucopus (white-footed mouse), 1119 nucleotides long. It is a transcript of the gene Mixl1, whose product is annotated as Mix paired-like homeobox. The coding region runs from base 1 to 699 and encodes 232 amino acids. Gene Ontology annotation, biological process: endoderm development; hematopoietic progenitor cell differentiation; endoderm formation. The record is from RefSeq and is a predicted model, not a curated record. The transcript has 2 exons. Lineage: Eukaryota; Metazoa; Chordata; Mammalia; Rodentia; Cricetidae. Gene Ontology annotation, molecular function: RNA polymerase II cis-regulatory region sequence-specific DNA binding; DNA-binding transcription activator activity, RNA polymerase II-specific.